CAAAAUGGCGCCAUGCAUGAAAACAUUGCCAUGCUGAAACUGUCAGAGGGGAGAUAUUUACGUUUUUUUGGUAAUUGCCGUCCACAUAUACCUACAAGGGGAGAAGACAAUGAGAUAAUUUGAAUUGAGCAAAAUGGACACAGAUUUUUUAGGAGCGAUUAGAGAGGAAAUUGCUUUGGAAGGCUUAGAUGGUAUAAGCAUAGAGUCUCUGUGGGUGCGGCUAUCCGGGAGACAGAACUUUUCCAUCAAAUUGACUGACAAGUCAAAAGUUUACCUGUGGCGAUGCCUUGUGACCCUACAAGGCCUGGAGUACUAUGAGAUCCCAAUACCACGACCUCCACUGGUCAUUUAUAAUAGUUUGGAGUCCUUCGACCCAGAUUCAGGACGACUGAUAGAACUGGAACAAGUUCCAGAGGAUCUCUAUCCCAUUGAUAUCGUUAAUCAAGAUGGCAUUUAUGGAUCAUGUUCAACGUAUGAAACUCGCAAAAAUGUGACUGCCAAGGUGAAAGCAGAUGGGAAAAGGCCAGCCGUAACAUUGGAGGAGGCAAAACAAAUAUGGGGUGAGAAACUGGUGAUUGUGGCAUCCCAGGAGAUUCGUGAGAAUGCGAUCUGUGGACCAUUGUAUGACCCCUCCCACAACUGGUCAAACAUGCUCCACGCCUACUGUAUCCUGGAGAGGAUUGGCAGGUCACGGUACAAUGGCUGUAUGUCUGUGGGGCCACUCAGCUUACAGCUUUUCAAUAUGCCUCCCAAGACUAUAUUCUACCACACCAAAAACCUCGUCAAAUUAGGACUUGUCAAGAAACAAAGCUUGACUGUAGUCGACAUGAAGCACAAGCAGCAGAUUCGGCGUAUAUUCCACCUGGAGCGGUUUUACAAGGAGAUCAAGUCCAAGUACAGUAUACUACUGCUUCAGGUGUGUGACUACCUAGCCACCUGUCCCAGUCAGCGUGACGUAGCAGGCACAAUACGAGAACAUGUGGAAAUUGAUGCUACCUUAUUUAAGAAGCUGUACAACAACUAUCAGAACUUCUUAAGAGCCGACAAAGUUCCAUAUCGAGAAAUGUAUCCAGAAGCCACAGAGGACGAGUACAUGUGCAAAAAUGGCCUCUCUGAGAAGAUGAUCCACACUAUUACCAUGAUUCAACAUCCACGGGUGAAGAAGGAAGACAGCGAGGAGGAGGACGAGGAAGAGGGAGCAGAUGUCACAGGGCAUGACAUGUCUAGUAAGGCGAGGCCAGUAAAAUUUGAAUGGGUGUACGAGAGGACAACUCUACGACAAUGUUAUGAAGCUAUCAGGAAUGUGGGUCCGGAGGGAUUGACACAGGCAUCACUAACAAAGAUACUACAGAUUCGUGACAAUAUGUCACGUGUACUCAUCAAAAACAUGAUCCGCAUGAACAUGGUUGACCAAAUCCUGAAGGAAAAGGGAAAGCAGAAGGUCAAGUACUACAUUGCAAGGGAGCAUCGGCUCCAGAGUAAGUUGUACCAGGAAUUCCUCGAAGAAAAAGAAAAACUGUUCCAGAAAGAAGAGCCGACUUUCAGUAAUGUUGAUCCUCACUUGGGCUCAGGAUCAUCCAUAUCAAGUGCUCUGGCUGGUAUGAGUGGAGCUGGUGUUACUGUGGAUCUUAUGAUCAGUAAGGAUGCCGGGAAUGAAGAAAGUCAAAAAAGUGAGACGACAGUCAUCCAAAGCUGUGAAGAGUUACUUUCUGUGAACGAGGUUAAAGAAGGGGUGAAAAAAACGGCAAAGUUCAAAAACAGUAGGAAAUCGAUGAUUAACGACCGCAGGUCAGAUAUAGAAAGCAUGCUGACAAGUCGACAUCUCAAACGAAUGUCUAUGAUAUUGGAAGCUGUAGAGAAAGAUAAAGUGAUAGAGAAAACUUACACAUUUAUCAAGAUGAUCCGAGAACGAGAAAAGAGUAAAGGCCUUGAUUAUAUCAUUGACAAGAAAACGUUUGACAAGCUGGCAAUCUUAUUGGUUAAACAAAAGAAAAUCCGGAUCUUCAAAACCACCAUCCCCGGAACAAAUAAUGAACAACACCGAGAAGUUCAACUGCUGUGUGCAAAACAUGUUCAGCCAACAGAUGCAAUGAUUAAAAGCAAGCUGGAACAACUUCAACUUAGGUCACGCUGUGUACCAAAGGAACACCUGCUGAAAGCUAAGAGGAAAAGUCCUGCAAAGCAGCAGAAGUUCACCGACUUACCUGAGAGUACCCAGGAGAACCUGCGAAAGCUACAGGAGUAUAAAAUGAAGAUCAAAUCCUACGACAUGGUCUAUGAUCCGUUUGCUCCAAAACAGUAUGGCUACUUACCAAAGAUGAGGAGAAUCCGUAUGACCCACAACAUUCUGUGGUACCUUUGCUAUGACUACAGAGGGCACUUAAUGUCAGGAAAACCCACACAGGAUUCUUCAGGAACCACCUCGGGGAAGUUAGACAAGGGAUGGUCAGAUGCUCUGGGGACCACUCAUUCAACAGAAUUAUUAAAAACUGAUUUGGAACCUGAUACUCUUGGAGACAAUGGAACACCAGUCCAGGGAAAAUCCACUGAUACGGAUAUUUUGGAACAAAUAAAGAAUCUGAAGGAGCCCCCUCUGUUCUAUGAUGAGAUAUCGUGGAGACGUUAUCUCCCACCUCUACCAAAACAUAAAGAUCAUCCAAAGGGCUGGUGUCUUAUAUCAGAUGUUUUAGUCACGCUGCCUGUUUGUCUCUUCUGUUCGAUUGUACCAGUCAACUAUAAUCUACAAGGCUUGAGGGAGAUACUAGGGGACCCAGUUAAGUCUCUCUACCCCAUCGUUUACCUCCCCUACAGACUUACACAACAGUUACUCUUUGCUCGCAAAUACAUAUUUGCAUUCCAUGAGAGCUGUGAGAGACUUGCCUACAUGGGGCUGCUAGCAUUUGGGACCCGACUACUGAAAGAGAAAGACCAGGUAUUUGUGUACUUGUACAAGAAUGUGUGUCUGAUGGACACAACACGCUCCCUGGAGGGCUACUGUAAGAUCAACAUGCCCAAGGGUGUUGAGUGCGAUAGACGACUCUACAACUUCUCUAGUCAACUUCAGUUUGACCAUUACUGGACAGAACUUCAGGAAAUUUGCUUCGCAAGUCAUCUCAAUGUCAGGAAGAUGAAGAACACUGAGAAGGAGAUGAAGGAAGACCCACCAGUGGAGAUGUCCCUCACUGAUUCCCUCAAACCAAUCAGUCCAGACGAGCUUGUUGAUGACCCUGAUCACUGUCGUCUCCCUGGUGACCAGCUUGGGGCAGCAGGCUUGGAUUCCUCGUUCUACAUACACUUGUGUCGUAACUGGGAUUGGAGUAUGAGGAACAUGGGAAAAAACUUCCCAAACUAUAACCCGAUGGGACCUUUCGACCUAAAGCCUGUUGGUGUGUGGUCGGCCCUGACAAAGUCUUCCGCAAAGUCUACGGAUAAGUACCUAAAGGUCACCAAACCAAACCGACUGCCCCGUAUCUUACCCAAGGAACGCCUCAUGCUGACUGACACAGGAAUGGGCAAAGGGCCUGAGGUUGUCAAGGUGACAACAGCUGAAACCAAGGGCAACAAAGGAGGCAAGGGAGUGAAGCGUAGGAAGAAGAUGUCAGAUGCAGGUCCAAAAAAGAAACAGAAAGUGGAACUCCAGCGUGCUCCCAUUUCACAAAAAAGGAAGAAAGGCUUUCGAGAUGAUAUAGACCUUGUGGCUGAGAAGAUGAGGACUGGUCAGCGUGUGUCGUGGUCAGCCAAGGAAGACAGCAUUCUUCUCACUGGUAAAAUUGCAAGCACCAUCCUGGGGAUGAGCUCCCAGAGAGAGCACCCUUUGGCACCCGUACCCUACUCCGAGCUAAGGAAUGUCCUCCACAAAUACUCCAAAGAGAAAUCCAAGGACAAAUCCACUGAAGCAUGUAAAAGGCGUAUCGGCUUCAUAAUGAAAAAUCCUAGAACAGAACACAACAUGUCGGUGUUUCUGUCGGAGGCACUUCUGGACCCGAAAAUUGAAAAGGAGUAUGCACACAAGAAGGUGUCAUGGAUGACCGAAGAUACCAUUAAGGAAUUCAACAUCCUUUUUGAGCUGCUGAUCAAGAAAUUCUCGACUGUUGACUUGAAGCAGAGUUACCUCCCCUCUCACAUGUCGGAGCUACCUGAUUUCAAUAUUAAGAUGGUGAAGAAAAUAAAUCUUAAUGCAGUCACACACAACGAUGUCCAAUCCUCUGCUGACAUCUACAUAGCUGUCCUUAGAAAUAUUGUCCAGACGUAUGCCUCAUUAGAGGACAAACAGGGUCGUGUGUAUGAGUGUUUUAAGUUGUUGAGCCAGUACCCACGUGACUGUAUUAUAGCAGCGACAGCUCAACUUCGAACUAACAAGAUCAUCACUCGCAUCAAAGCGCACGAACAUAAGAAGCAACGAAUGCCAUCAACCUUACAGAACUACAAAAUCUCCCAGAGGUACUGGUAUGGCUACCUGUCGCGGUUCCCCACCUCUUUGUUUGAGGACAGUGUUAAGUGUCUACACCAGUUUGAAAACACCUUCCUUGAUCCAUCGCAACAUAUGACCUUCAACAACAUCACACAGGGUGGCUACUGUGCUUGUAUCAUAGCCAUGAUGUCGCUUGGGAUCGUGUCUUUCCACAGUCAGAUUCCUCGUGACAUGAUCAUACUUGACCCUUGUAAUAUCAAGUCCUGGCGAGGAUUGUGUGACCCCAGGAUAGACACCAAGAAGGGAGCUGAAGGCAGUGAUAAAUCCUCUUCAGGUACCAGGGAGCCAACUGGAGCCAUAGAUGUCAUGCAGGGUCCAGAACCUAUGGAUAUAGACUCCACAACUGGUGUUACCCAAGAUUCUGAUCAAGUGUCCAUAGCAACUAGUAGUAACAGGUCCAGCACAGCUUUAACCCCAGGACCAGAACGUAUAUCGUCCAUAGAGGUUGAGAAUGAAGCUGUCGGUGUGAGAUUGAACGAGCCUUACUGGACUCCUGGUGAGCUGAUGAAGGUCAUAGUCAGUCCUACAAGUUGUUUGGAGAUGGAAGACUUGCCACGGCAACUUAGCUUCCCAGGUACGCCAGGGAAAAACCAAAUGACCCCUUCAAGGUCAUUGAUCACAAUACGAAGGUCAUGUGCAAAGGAUGCACAGAAUCUGAAACAUUUCAAGUUUCAGGACAAUUUUGUGAUUUCCAGUUGUAAUAUCAGAAUGAAAAUCAGACAGGAUGUGGAAGGAUUGGAGGAAGGGAGUCAAGGGGAGAGAACUGUGUCAGAAAUCAUGAAGGAAGUCUUAAUGAGUCCUGAGGAAAUAAAGCAGAUUGUGCAUAAACUGACAAGGACCUUACCUUUUGAGCUUGAUAUGGAAGUUGUUUGGAAAGCAUAGCUCCGCCCUUAUUGGCUCACUGCCAGCAACUGUACAAUGAGAUUGAUAGCCACAAGAGUCUGGGAGUAUCCAAAUUUGAUUUGCAGGACUUGUUUGCAGUGGAGGAUUGGUAUCACCAAUGUCUGAACCUGCUGGAUGAUAAGUUUGCGAUAUUGAAAGUGGGUGUGACUGUUCAGCGUUAUGUAAGCUUCAGGAAUGCUAGACCGUGGGUGACACAUGCUUACAAGAAUGUGAAGGGGCGAGGAGUGCGACAGACAACCCAGGUAGA
Messenger RNA from Pecten maximus, 5621 nucleotides. RefSeq names its product general transcription factor 3C polypeptide 1-like. Gene Ontology annotation, molecular function: DNA binding. The record is from RefSeq and is a predicted model, not a curated record. Gene Ontology annotation, cellular component: transcription factor TFIIIC complex. NCBI's taxonomy places the organism in Eukaryota, Metazoa, Mollusca, Bivalvia, Pectinida, Pectinidae. Bases 134 to 5353 code for a protein of 1739 amino acids. The transcript has 39 exons. Gene Ontology annotation, biological process: 5S class rRNA transcription by RNA polymerase III; transcription initiation at RNA polymerase III promoter.